AUGUUUGAAACAGUAAUAUUCUAUUCGCUAUAUAAUAUUUAUAUAAUACAAUGAAUGUAAUAAUAUUUUAAUUUAUUAUCAGCUUUUUCGGACCGAUACGUCCAAGGUAUAUAACAUUAUAUACAAAAUUUAAUUCAGGUUAAACUUUAUCGACAACCCAGUAAAUAAACAAUGAAAUGACAUAAUUUCGUAAAAGAAACAAAAUUGCUUCUCAUUGGUAUAAUUUAACAUGAUCUUGAGUUAAUUCUUUGUUUUAUUAUUAUCUCUUUUUCUCAAAAACCAUCAUGCCUUUAGACAAAAUUUAAUGUAAAAUGUAGCUUUAUAUCGUAUAAUCAAUUUACACAAAUGAUUAUUCCUCAUUUUCGUUCAACUUAUCCAAUUGUCAAUUCAAUUCAAAAUGUUUCAUUUAAUAAUUAGAUUAAAGAAAAGAAUAAUUACAAAUACGUGACUUAAAGAUAGUUCAUCCUUGUGAUCAGAAAAAUACUCUAUGGAAAUUUAAUACGAAAUAUAAACAGUAAAAGGCCUAUUUAAAUCUCCAACUAAUGUCGUUUCAAUUUUUGAUUGAAAUCAAAUUAGUUUCAACUCUCCAUCUAAAAAGUUAACUUUAAUUAUUAAAAGUCUUGUUCAUUUUCUAACAUUUAAACUCUCAACUUCAAAGUUCAAUCUACUUCAAAAUGAAAACUAAUCUUUCCAAGAAAAACAAUGAAACAGUGCGAUGUAGAGAAAAUGAAACUUCAUCUUCUUGUGGUACUCGGUGUGAAUUAGUGUCUCACCCAACACCAGGAAUUUCUCGUGGUAAAGAUUUGAGUAUCUUGCCUAAAAUUGUGAAGAAACCAAAACACAGAGCCGGUUUAUCACAUCGAAUUGAUCUUUACUUUGAAGAUGUUAAAAAGUCUAUGAAGACUGAAUUAUCAAUGACUUCUUCAAUAUUGCGCGAUCUGAUAGACUUCAAAAAGUCUAUGACCAAUGACAUGGUAUUCAUGAAGAAAGUUUUGGCUACAAUGCAAGCAGAUAUAAAAAAAGUGAGUUGUGUUUAUUCUUCAUCGUCAUCUUCUUCAAAUAGUAGUGACGAUUCUGAAAUGGAAGUUUCACAAAAUAUAAGUAAAGGAAUAUCGCAAAAAUAAAUGGAAAGAUUUAUGGUUGAAUCGGAUCGAAAACAUCCUUUAUAGCAGGUGAAGGUCCAACAAAAUCUACGAGAUUGUCUUCUUUAUCGCUUAUCACAGUUUUUAUUCCUGUCUUAAUAAAAAAUUCAUAUCUAAUUAACUAGAAACAUGUAGGUGUGUAACUCUUACCUCUGGAUUUGCUUUAUCGCUUAUUUGUACUUUCUUGAAAAAUUUUUUGUAGCAAACGCACAUACAAAUUACAAGAAGAAUAAUAAACAAUACCAAAAGAAGACAAAUUAGAAGUAAAACUAAAUUGAACAAUUUGCUUUCCGAUGUUUUAAUUUCUUUAUCUUUCUCCAAAUUCAAAAUCAAUUUAGCUCCUUCUCCAGAUUCUAAUUUUUUAUCAACUCUUUCUGAAUCGAUCGCCUCUUCCAUGUAGCUGUUGACCAUUAACUGUGUAGAAGAUUCAUCUUUACCUUUAAAUCCACUAUCAGAAAAACCUGUAAAAAGAUAAAUCGUGUAGUUGCUACAAUCGGUUAAGAUUCGUCAAACUUACAGCAAAGAACCGUUGUUAUUUCUUCAUCGCAAAGAAAAGUAAGUAGACAGUCUUUUCUGGGGUGAACAAUUAAUUCAUGUCUUUUUGCUACAAAGUGACAUCCUUUUUUCAGCACUUUCAAUCCACGAAAACAGUAAAUAACCUUUUCUUGAUUUUUCUGUAGAGCUAAGAAUCAAUAGAGAGAAAAAUGAGAAACUUGUAGCAAAUUUGGUUCUAUUCAAGCUUUACCUAACUUUUUGUCCACGAUUUGAUUUUCACAAGAGUUAUAGCAACAAUAUAGCACAAAAAAUAAUAUAAAUAACUUCAUGUUGAAAUUUAAACAAUGUAAAAUUUGAAUAAUUAAUUGCAAAAAAAAAUUUAUCUUAACAAUCAAUCUUGAUCUUAUGAUAACCAGAACCACCUAAUUUUUUUGUGUAUACACUCAUCGCCAACGUUACCGGCUAUUUCAACAGCUAAGUAGCUUUUGUUAUGAUUGUUUACACUGUAAACAAAAAAAUUUUCCAAAGUUUUUUAUCACAGUUUCUUCAAUCAAUUUAUUCAUAUGAAGCUAUGAAUAUUUAUAAAAAGAACAAAGCUCAAUGUAGCUUUUAUUGCUACUUAGCUUAUUCGAUUCUAAAUAGCUUGUUCUUUUUGAAUAAAAAUUCUAUUCUAUGUUCAUCUACAAAGACAGUUGUUCUUAUUCAUUGUAGAAGCUACAAGUCAUUUUUACUUCUUUUAAGAAGCAACAAAUCUUCUUUUUUCUUUUUAAAUUGUGAAUUUUUUAAUUUGAUUUCCAUCAUUAUGGCAGCUCGAAUUGUUUUUAAUUCAACUCAAAUCAAAGAUAUGAGUUCUCAUGAAAUCCUGCCUCAUAGCAACCUCUUCAAGAAAAAAAUUGACUCUCCUUAUGUGUUAGCCUGUGGUUUUUUAGAUUUUAAUCAAUGUAAAACUGUCUACAUUGCUCAAUGUAAAAAAGAGGUGAUCCACAGUGAAAAUUUGGCUACAUCGAAUGUAAUUCCGAUGAAUUUGUACCAAGGAAAGCUCUUUCUAGCUUCAGAGGAGGUACAAAAAUACUACUUCAUCGGAAGUUCAGGUAAGUUCAAUUUACACUUUGUAGCCUCAUUCUGAUUACUAACUAGUCUUCAUUUUUUUUCUUUCAGACACAUUCGGAGAUAUUCUUAAAAGAGCCAUAACAAUCAAUAAAAAGAAGUGUAAAUUAGACAAUAUAGUCAUCGACUUUUCCAGAGUGAUUAGAUUUGUUAAGCCGCUAUAUGGUGGAGUCGGUGUCAACACCAUAAACAUGAAGGAUACAAAGCAAACCAAGGUGACUGAUUUUUUUAAAAGCAAAGUCAAAACUUCACCCGAUUCAGCUGAAAAAUCUACACCUCGUAGCUCGAGUCCAACACCAGGUUGUAGCCAUUUCCCACCGACUGGUGAAUCAACGUCAUCCGGCUAUGAAGUAGCUCGAGUUCAGCGGCAAGAUAGUGCUGAUUCUCUUUCAGCUUUUGAAUUUGAGCCACUUGACUUCAGCUAUGUGGAUUUUGAAGAAGUGGAUGCUAUAUUGGCUGCUGGUAAAGUGAAUCAGCCAUCAACUUCAUCGUCCACAGUUGAUUCAACAUCACCCGAUGAGCCAAAGCGGAUUGAAGGCGGUGACAAAGCGUUAGUUAAUCUUCAAGCUUUGAAAAAAAGCUAUAAAGUGAAGUGGGGUGAAGAAAUUCCAGCUGACCUUAGCUUCAUCGCCGGCUCAAAGUUCUUCAUUGAAGGUGUGGUUCCUGUGAGCAAUUUCCGAUAUCGCUCAAAUAUAGCUGGUGUUGACUCAAUUAGAGUAGCAGCUUCAAGGAUGGCUCGAGGACUUAUCAUUAAAGAAUAUGAUAUAACCAUUGAAACAUUCAAAGGAAGAGGACGAGCCGGUGAACCGAGUAUAUCUGAGGCUAUAUGCCGAAAACUUGGGUGGGAAGCUCUUCAAAGCUACCAAGAAGCUAUAAGCCACCUGAUUAUAACUCAUUGCCUAAGGUUGAAUGGAAAAAAGGUUUUCGAUAAAGAUGAUUACACGAUUUGUUGCAACCUCAUCUCCCAAAAUUUCGCUGAUCGCAAGAGUAAAGCUAUGAAGAGGACACUUUUCAAUUAAUCUACUAUGAGGCCAGAGCAAUAAUUUUUACGUUUUCAAAGUUUAUCAUUCAUGACAAUUAUUUACAAUCAAUUUUUUUUUAUAUUACUCUUUUACUGCUUAUAAUCAAAUUCAAUUUUCAAUUGACAAAAUAUAUAGCUCAUUAAAUAGACUUAGUGUCUUCAUAGCCAAUUAAUACGCUUAAUUAGUUCAUAAUUAAUUAUCUUUUAA
Messenger RNA from Panonychus citri (citrus red mite), 3973 nucleotides. RefSeq lists its product as uncharacterized. Bases 2936 to 3763 code for a protein of 275 amino acids. Lineage: Eukaryota; Metazoa; Arthropoda; Arachnida; Trombidiformes; Tetranychidae. The record is from RefSeq and is a predicted model, not a curated record. The transcript is spliced from 2 exons.